AUGGCAACCGAGCAACCACAAACCCCCCUCCCAGCCCACCUGGACCCAACAACCUACCCCCGCACCCACCACAGCCCAUCCAAUAACAUCCACCUAACACUAACCUACGACCCUCUGGACGCAAACAGCUAUCUCGAACAAACAUCCUCCCCCAAGGCCGGCGCAAACGUUCUCUUCCUCGGUACAACGCGCGACACGUUCGAGGGUCGCCCGGUCUCUCAGCUCAGCUACACAUGCUAUCCGCCUCUCGCAUUAAAAACCCUUACAUCUAUCGCCGAGGCUGCUAUCGAGACACAUCAGCUGAUAGGCGUGAGCAUUGGGCAUAGGAUGGGUGUUGUGCCGAUUGGCGAGGCGUCGAUUGCUAUCGCUGUUAGUGCGGGACAUCGGGGUGCGGCGUGGAGGGCUGGGGAGGAGGUGCUGGAGGCUUGUAAGGAGAAGGUGGAGAUUUGGAAGAGGGAGGAGUUUGUUGAUGGGGGGAUGGAGUGGAGGGCUAAUGCUGAUCGCGAUGCGGAGGGGAAAUUGGUUUCUGCGGAGAAUUGUUGA
Molecule: messenger RNA, 543 nt
Organism: Penicillium verhagenii
Lineage: Eukaryota; Fungi; Ascomycota; Eurotiomycetes; Eurotiales; Aspergillaceae
Product: molybdopterin synthase catalytic subunit
Exons: 1
Coding region: 1-543 (180 amino acids)
Biological process (GO): Mo-molybdopterin cofactor biosynthetic process
Cellular component (GO): cytosol
Molecular function (GO): molybdopterin synthase activity
Source: RefSeq, a predicted model, not a curated record